AUGACCCCCUCCCCUCUAGACCGGAUUCACUCGUGGGCGAAAGCUCACGCAUCUAGCCGCGGUACUUCCUCUCAAGAUUCCAGCGGCCUACCAACGACUCAGGUUCCCGAGGAAAAGACGGAACCACCGAUACGAAAUGGACAAGUGAAUGAGUCCUCGUCGACCCCGGGGUCAUCCUCGGGGGAAAAGACAAUCGAAAAUGAACCUGACAAAUCCAAACCGGGACUGCCAGCCCGCAUGAAGAAUGGAUCCAUCCGUUUCUGCGGCCAUUUCAAAGACGCCCUCUGCCACAGCUGGGUGAAUGUCUUGCUGGUGUUUGUCCCAGCCGGUAUCGCCGUCGAGGCGGCCGGCUUAAGCCCGGGUAUCGUCUUUGCUAUGAAUGCCGUGGCGAUUAUUCCUUUGGCUGGAAUGUUGAGUUUUGCUACGGAGUGUGUUGCCAGCCGUUUGGGCGACUCUCUCGGGGCUCUCAUCAACGUCACCUUUGGUAAUGCAGUAGAGCUGAUCAUCUUCAUCAUUGCAUUGGUCAAGAACGAAAUCCGGAUCGUUCAAGCCUCACUGCUCGGUUCCAUCUUGGCGAACCUGCUUUUGAUUCUGGGAAUGGCAUUCCUCUUGGGAGGCCUUCGUUUCCAAGAACAGAUCUAUAACAGCACCGUCACUCAGAUGAGUGCAUGUCUGCUCAGUUUGAGUGUUAUGAGUUUACUUCUUCCGACUGCUUUCCAUGCAUCAUGGUCUGACAGUGCAAUCGCGGAUCGUUACACUCUGAAAGUCAGCCGCGGAACCAGUGUGCUGAAAUCUCACUCGUACCUCUACGCCAGUAUCCCUCAGCAGAUUAUUGAUGAGGAAUCACACCCUGGAGUGUUGGCGGACCUGAUGAACAGCUCGUCUGAUUCAUCCAGCAGCUCAUCCUCUGAUUCGGAUGACACCACCACCUCGUGGUCAACUGCUAAGCGUAUCAAGAAGGCCAUGAAGUACCGUAGGCACCGAAAGUCUAGCACUAGUUCCAAGGGAACUGCGGCGCGUCAAGCGAUCCGCAAGAGUGCUUUGGCUGAUCUCCCAGUUCCAGGCACGAGUGAUCGUGGAAACUCUGUUGGAGGGUCGUCAUCCAGUCAUCUAGAUGAAGCCGGAUCUUGUGCCAUUGACUUUGGCGACGACCGCUAUGAUGCCGAUGAUGAUGGAAAGCGGGAUACUGUCCCUCGAUCUCGAGACUUUGGACAGCUAGCAAUUGAUCUUUCCCGGGAAGACCAUCACGCCAAGAAGCGGGAGAAGAAGCAGAGAAAGAAGGAGAAGAAGGAACGGAAACAGCGAAAGGUAGAGAUGGAUACCGCCAAGCAAGACGCCGUUGUGGCCAGCGCCCCUAUUCCUGCUCGACCUUCCCUGAAGUCUCACAUAUCGGAGCCUUUCGUUGACCGCGGAGAACCCAUUGUUGACGACAACGUCGAUAUACCCAAGAGACGCUCGCCUUUCCGUCCUACCAUUCCAUCGUUUAUGUCAAACACUGUCUUCUCCAACACCGCUGCAUUGCCCAACGCCGCACAGCAACCUCCUCCGCCGGGCGCCCCGGGCACUGGCUUGAGACGCACCAACUCUCUUCCAACCAAGAUCAAUCGCCCCCCACCGGUCGGAAAUGCCGUUCAGUUCGCUCGAGGUGCGGCUCGUGUACCCAACGUUGUCGAUGCCACAGCUGUGAAGACUACGCCUGAGCAUCACGAGCCCCAGAUGUCCCGUACUUCUGCGGUUGUCAUGUUGCUUCUCUCCACUGCUCUUGUCGCCGUUUGUGCCGAGUUCUUGGUCGACGCCAUCCCUGGAAUGAUUGAGAGUUCAAAUGUCAGCCAAGCGUUUAUCGGAUUGAUCAUUUUACCCAUUGUUGGUAAUGCCGCCGAGCACGUAACAGCCGUCAGCGUUGCUACGAAGAACAAAAUGGAUUUGUCCAUUGGUGUGUCGGUCGGAAGUAGUAUCCAAAUUGCAAUUUUCGUCACUCCCCUGGUCGUUAUUCUCGGAUGGUGUAUGGAUAAGGACAUGUCCUUGUACUUCACCUUGUUCGAAACCAUUUGCUUGUUCGUGACGGCAUUUGUGGUGAACUUCCUUGUUCUUGACGGGCGAAGCAACUAUCUUGAAGGAGCUUUGCUUAUGGCCGCCUAUGUGAUCAUCGCUGUUGCGGCUUUCUUCUAUCCCAGCAGUGAACAGUCCAGCCAGGUUGCGGGUGCUGGAUAUUAGUUGACAGAGCUGGUCUGGUUGACGGUGACAACUGGACUAUGCUACAUUUAUGGGUUGUGAAUAGGGGUUGCUAGGAGCUUAGGAGAAUGAUUGACUAUUGUCAGGUUUAUUUCCUAUUGUGCUGCAAUAAUAGAUUGUCAAUAUGCAUCAUGCAAUAAUCAAACCCGUUUGGGAUAUCAGAGCAAUAUUGUGUAGAUCGGACAUACUCAUCACAUCAAGGUUGAUGGAAAUCCCCAGAAUAUUCCGGAAUGCGGAACCCAACGUCCCCUCACCUGUGGCUGAGCAUCCCGAAUAGGGAAAAAGGACACAUAACGUCAAGCCACUGGGGGAAACACACGUAGUCGCUGGAGAUGUCUUAUCCACUCUCAUCCACUUUCCAUCUCUCCAUCAGACUAUUUGACCCUUCCUUUUGACAUGUCUGACUCCAUCGUCCCUAUUGGGCUGCGGUGGCGGUGCGCAGAACAGUUAUUGUGG
This is a messenger RNA of Aspergillus wentii DTO 134E9, 2688 nucleotides long. RefSeq names its product putative membrane bound cation transporter. Bases 1 to 2214 code for a protein of 737 amino acids. Gene Ontology annotation, biological process: calcium ion transmembrane transport; intracellular calcium ion homeostasis. Gene Ontology annotation, molecular function: calcium:proton antiporter activity. Lineage: Eukaryota; Fungi; Ascomycota; Eurotiomycetes; Eurotiales; Aspergillaceae. Gene Ontology annotation, cellular component: fungal-type vacuole membrane. The record is from RefSeq and is a predicted model, not a curated record. The transcript is spliced from 9 exons.